Messenger RNA from Pelecanus crispus (Dalmatian pelican), 755 nucleotides. NCBI's taxonomy places the organism in Eukaryota, Metazoa, Chordata, Aves, Pelecaniformes, Pelecanidae. The record is from RefSeq and is a predicted model, not a curated record.
GGCUGCCUGGCCAGUUCAGCCCCUGCUGUGGCCAUGCCAGGGCAAAGGGGCAGCAGGGCUCUCCCACUCAGCCCGCACGCGAGGAUGGGGAGAGUGUGGGCCACUGCCCCUUCUACCAGUGACUCUUCAUGGUGCUGCUGCUCAAAGGGGUGCCCUUCACCCUCACCACCAUGGAUGUGAAGAGGGCACUGGACAUACUGAAGGACUUCGCACCAGGCACCCAGCUGCCUGUUUUGCUCUACAAUGGCGAGCCCAAGACUGACACUGUCACCAUCGAGGACUUCCUGGAGGACACUCUGGGCGCCCCCAUGUUCCCCAGCCUGAUCCCAUGGUACAGGGAGUCAAGACUGGCUGGGAAUGACAUCUUCCACAAGUUCUCCACCUUCAUCAAGAAUCCGGUGCCUGCCCAGGAUGAGGUGCAGCAGCGGAGCCUGCUGCGGGCCCUGCUCAAGCUGGAUGAGUACCUGAGUGCCCCUCUGGAGCACGAGCUGGCCCAUGACUCCCACCUCCAGGCCUCCCGGCACCACUUCCUCAAUGGGGACCAGCUGAUGUUAGCUGACUGCAACCUGCUGCCUAAGCUCAUUCUCGUUCAGGUUGUGUGCCAGCAUUACCACCACUUCAGGAUCCCCAAGGACCUGCACGGUGUGUGGCGUUAUCUCAAUGGCACCAGCGAAACCAAGGAAUUCAAAUACACCUGCCCCAACAGCGAGGAGAUAGUACAAGCCUAUCACUCUGUGGUCCGGUCACUGCAGUGA